ACUCAUUCGCAGCCGGAAGUAGACUGCACAGGUAAUCCGUUUCGCAGAGGCCACAGUUACUGAAUAAAAUGAACAAGUUUAGGCAGCUAAAGAGAACCCUAUCCACCAUUGGAAUUAUAGUAUGUUGCAUAAUGCUGAUCCACAUCAAUUUUCCAUGGAUGAAAGCAUUUUUCCAACCAGAUUCACGUCUUAUUCUGAACAGCGCUGGUGGAAAGUCAGCAGCAGUGAAAAAAAUGAUGGCAGUGAGAGAUUUUCCACUAAAAUAUGGAAAUAGUAUUGUGCAACAAACAGAGGAGGUCAUAGGAGUUCCACUUAGACAAGGAGAUAUGUCAUUCGAGGAAAUUAAAAAAUCUCGGUGGAUUGACACAGAGAAAUAUUCACCAGAUAGUGAGCUAAAUUUUGUGCCACCUGUUCCGAAGUUCUCAGUAUUUGAUAUUGUGUAUCAAUUAAAAGCAAAUAUUAUGAAAAAAUAUCUAGCACUUGACAAGAGGAAAUAUGAAAAUCAAAGUGUUGUUAUUCUGACUCCAAUACAUAAUAGUGAGAAUGAUCUGGUGCAAUAUGCACAGUUAAUCAGGGAGCUUGAUUAUCCAAAACAUAAACUUUCUAUUGUCUUUGGUGAAGAUGGCAGUGAAGACCAAACACUUAAAGUAGGAAGAGACCUAUUGGAUGAAUUCCGCCAACAAGGAUUCCGUAGGGCUGAAAUUUACCAUUUCAACUUAACGGGUCAAAUUACUGGCGACUGGAAUAGUAUUCACGACCAGGUGCUACAGUAUAAACGUAGAAAACAUCUCGCCAAAGCUCGAAAUCUGCUCCUCAAGACUGGAUUAAAAGAUGAAGAAUAUGUGCUGUGGAUCGAUGCUGACGUUGGAGUGCUCCCGUCCGAUUUAAUCCAACAGUUGAUCUAUGCAAAUGUAGAUGUUGUUACUCCAUGUUGUUUAUACAAAAAGGGUCAGUAUACCAAUGUCUAUGAUAAAAACUCUUGGAGAGAAACUGAGUAUUCACUACAAGAGCAAACAAAACUCAGUAAAACGCAACUUGUUUUGGAGGGAUAUGGACCCACCAUUAGACUUUAUUUACCUCACUUGAGAGGAGAGGGAAGAGUAGUUCCUCUUGAUGGAGUAGGGGGGUGCAGUUUACUAGUCAAGGCAGAGUGCCAUAGGAAAGGACUAAAUUUCCCAGAGGAGAUUUUUCAAUUUCAUAUUGAAACUGAGGGACUCGCAAAACUUGCCAGGAGCAUGGGCUUUGGUGUUUAUGGGCUGCCAUUUGUGGAAGUAUAUCACAAAUAAUGCUGUAUAUUGUACAAAGUUUCUUUUAGCAUUGAUUCUAGUUUUAUUGGGUGAAAGGAGUACUGAAUGUUAUGUAUAAAGUGUUUGUUUAGAAUAUUAAUGGCAUUUUGAUUUGCAAGCCAAAAUAUACAAGAGCUGAUGAUUGAUGAGUGCUUCAAAUUUUUACAUCAGUCAUUUAAUAAAAGCAUAUAUUUUGACAUUUUGUAAAAAAAAAAAAAAAGAUACUGUUUUAAUAUGGAGGUUUUGAGACUUUAUUGUUAUCUUUAGUAUUUUUUUUCCUCAUAUUGACACAUUCCAAUAUUUUCAUAUGAGAAAUUCGUGAUCAAACAAGAAAAUUGUGAUUAUCAGGUAUGUCAAGAUUGGUUCAUGGCUUUUUUGUAUAAAUUCGGAACCUAUGUAAUGUUGUUAUGUUCCUCAUGGAGCUUGACCUCAUCUCAGGUUAAAUUUUCCCCAUUACAUUUUUACCUUUAGGCAUGUUCGGAGUUACAGCUAUAUUAUAGUGUUGAGUUAUAUCAAAUGCAAGACUUUUUUCCCUAAACCAAAGAGAAUUAUUUAAAAAUGCACCUGCAUAGAUUUAAAAAGUUUUCAACUUUUCUGAUAUUUCUAAAUACAUGUAUAUCAAAAAUCAUUUUAAACUUGCAUUUUAACAUCUUAAAGUAAACUAUUAUGACUGCACUUGUUUGUAUACAUCAUUUUUAUACGCCCGUCUUUAGACGGGACAUAUUAUGGUACAGUGAUGUCUGUACGUCCGUCGGUCCAUCCGUUCGUGGUUUUCUCUUUAUAAUUUCAUUUCCCUUUCACAUAUCAUGCUGAAACUUGCUGUGUAGCUUCUUUGUGAGUCACUCUAGAUCAUACUGCAAUUUUGAUCCAUUUCAACCUUUUUUCCAGGAGUUUUGCCCCUUUAUUUGGAAAUAAUUAUUAUAUGGAAGAUACAUAAUUUGUCCGCCCUACUCCUCCCACAGUUUUCAAGUGAGAGCCUUCUUAUUUUGUGGAGUGUUUGUAUGGGUAUUGAAAAUGUGCAUGUGGGAUGGAUUUUGAUUUUCUACAAUUUUUGAGAAAAUUACAGGUUGUUGAACUUAGUCUAUUUGGAAAUUAAUAUUCUAUGGAGGGUACAUAAUUUGUCCGCCCAACUCCUCCCACAGUUUUCAAGUGAGGACCAUCUUAUUUUGUGGAGUGUUUGUAUGGGUAUUGAAGUUGUGCAUCUGGGGAAGGAUUUUGAUUUUUCUUCCAUUUUUGAAAAAAAUUACAGGUUGUUGAACUUGGUCCAUUUUGAGGAAAUCUUGAUUUUUAAGCUAAGACCCUUUGUUCAUAUGAAAGUUUGUCACAGCCUCAUGAUGGUUAUACUACCUGAAGCAAAGUUAUACAAAUUAUAUCACAAGAAAAACACCCUAUGUAAGCAUUUCACGGGCGUAUUAUGUACCGUUUGCGCUACUCUUGUUAAAAAAUUGUAUUUUGUACAAUCAUGUUGAACUAUAUAUAUAUUUUUUGUUAGCACUCAUUUUAAUUGUAUUCAUAUUUUAUUACUGUUGGCACCAAACUAAGAGUUCAUGCUUAUUUAUGACGCCAAAUUAUGAAUUUUUAUUUUGCUAUUGGUCUGUGUCUGUCAUUGUGCGUUGUCCGUUAACAACUUCUUUCCAGAAACUGCUAAGCCAAUGUUGACCAAAUUUGGUAUGUAGCAUCUGUAAGUGAAGGAGACUGGAAAUUGUAAAAUUUCAUGACCCCCCACCCUAAGGGGCCUUAAUUUUGGGGUAAAAACUGUAAAAUUGACGUAUUUCUUUAAAAAUCUUCUUCUUUACUCCUGGGCAUCUAGCAGAGAAAAUGAGUAUUAGUAAUGAUGAGUAAGGAUACUUCUACCAAAAUUGUAAAUUUCAUGACCCCCUGGGUAGGAGUUCUGACCCCAGGGCGGUGCCAAACUUACUAUUAGUGUUUAUGUGUAAAACACUUAAAUAACAUCUUCUUUAGUUCUGUUGAUACUAAAUUGAAACUAUCAAAAUGGAUAUUUAGUCCUUUACCAAAAUUGUAAAUUUGAUGAUCCCAGGGGUAGGGGUUUUCGUAAUAGAGUGGGGCCAAACUUAGUAUAUAAUAUUUAUGUUUAAGUUUGCUGAUACUUUAUCAAAUCUAAAUGCAUACUUAGGAAUAGCAGAAAAAGAUGUUCAAAAAAUGGUGAAUUUCACAACCCAGGGUUUUGACUCUAGGAUGGGUCCAAAUUAGUCAUAUUUUUUAAUGUUAAUUAUAUAUUACAUUAUGUAAAGCCUUUCAUCAGUGUAUGCACUUUUGAGGGCAUUGAAGUUUUAAGAACACAUCUUGUUUUAUACUGUUGCUAGAACAUUAGAAUUUAGCUUAGAUAUCGAGAACAGGAAUUUUUUUCUAGAUUUCAUAGCCCUUGGGAGUAGUGAUACUUUUUCACUGUACUCAGGUGACCGGUAAGGCCUGUGGGCUAGUGAUACUUUUUCACUAGUACUCAGGUGACCGGUAAGCCUGUGGGCCUCUUGUUUAUUGAUCUUGCAUUAUUGUACAUGACAAAUGUGCUAAUUCCUGAUAAAUCCAAACUACGCAUUAGCUUUGAUUAAUUCUAAAAGAAGUGCACACACAUUGUAGAUGAUUAGUGAAUAAUCUUGUCAUUUUCUGUUGUUUCCUUAAAAUUUUAUGCAAUUAAUUUACACAAUACAAUGAUUAUCUGUAUGAGCAGUAAAUCUGAACGUUCCCUGAACUACUUCAUAUGAUGAAUGACUAUAGUACAAUGAUCUAUAACUGAAAUGAUUUUUUUUUUAAAAUGAUGUUUAUACCUUUAUAAAAUGACCUUAAGAGACCUUGGUCCAAAAGAUCAAUAACUGUUGAAAUAUUGUUGAAAUGAUUUUUUUUCAUAUGCAAGGUAUAUGUUCUUAGUGACCUUGACCUUUAUAAAAUGACCAUUGUCUGAAAGCCACUUGCCCAUUACUUAUUUGUGUGAUAAAUGAUUUAUACCUGUUGAAAUAAGGAACUUUUUUCUUACACAAGAUAUAUGCUCCAAGUGAUCUUGAACUUUUAAAAAUAUCCUUGGUCAGAAAGAUCAAUAACUGUUGAAAUGAAGGUCUUUUUUCAUUUACAUGGUCUAUGUUCCGAGCAACCUUGACCUUUAAAAAAUUACCUCAAGGGACCUUUGUCCGAAAGUCAUUUGCCUAAAAAAAAUUUUGUGAUGCAUGAUUGUUGCAAGCCACAGCCGAAAAGUACACUCCUCUUCCUUUUGAGCGUACAUUUCAGCCAUGUUGUAACGUUGAUACAUGAUCAAUGCCUGUUCAAACUUUUGAGUGACCUGAGGUUGUGUCCAUCUAGCGAGUUCUUAUCUUCAAAACCUUUCAUCACAUACUGAUCAUAAAUAUUCCUUGGGAUUGGACUUUUGGACCAAGGUAAUUUUCUUUACAAUGCCUUAACUUAGGAAUCUGAAAUUUGAUUUGAUUGAAUGAGUAGAUACACAAUGGGUUUCACUUUUGUUACUGUUGAAAUCAGACUGUUGAAUUGUUCUGACAAAAAUUGUAAAACUGUGUCUCAUGUUUAAUUGAAUAGAUUCUUGUACAAUG
This is a messenger RNA of Ostrea edulis (European flat oyster), 4843 nucleotides long. RefSeq lists its product as uncharacterized. NCBI's taxonomy places the organism in Eukaryota, Metazoa, Mollusca, Bivalvia, Ostreida, Ostreidae. The transcript has 2 exons. Gene Ontology annotation, molecular function: alpha-1,6-mannosyltransferase activity. The record is from RefSeq and is a predicted model, not a curated record. Gene Ontology annotation, cellular component: mannan polymerase complex. Bases 69 to 1286 code for a protein of 405 amino acids. Gene Ontology annotation, biological process: cell wall mannoprotein biosynthetic process; protein N-linked glycosylation.